Molecule: messenger RNA, 3880 nt
Organism: Callithrix jacchus (white-tufted-ear marmoset)
Lineage: Eukaryota; Metazoa; Chordata; Mammalia; Primates; Cebidae
Gene: ALDH1A3
Product: aldehyde dehydrogenase 1 family member A3
Molecular function (GO): oxidoreductase activity, acting on the aldehyde or oxo group of donors, NAD or NADP as acceptor
Source: RefSeq, a predicted model, not a curated record
GGAGGGCGGCGCGCCGGCCGAAGUUGGGCCAGCUCGCGGUGCGGCGGCUGCGAGGGGGCUGCAGGUGCCGCGGGAAGAGCCCGCCCGACUUCGGGUAGGCAGCCGGGCGCUGUGGCCCCUGCGGCUCAGCUCCCUGCGGGGUCCGGUGUCUCAGUCCCGCGACUUCCGGGACCCGCCGGCGCUUCGGGGAGCUAGUCCAAGGGCAGCCUUCAGGGCUAGAAAGCGCACGGCGCGGUCGCCCGGGCGGUCCUCAGCACCGGGGCAGUGCGGCUGGCACUCCGGCUCCCGCAGGAGCAGCGGGCGGGGUGGGGUGAGGCGGGCCGGCCCCCUCCCCUCCCUCCCGCCCCCUGCCCUCCCUUCCUCCGGUCCUGCAGCCAAUUAGACGGCCCCCUCGAGGGGGAGGCGUGGGGCGCUGCAUAAAGAGGCGGGGAGCUGUCACCCCGGGAGCAGGCUUCGCAGUGCCGGGGCCGAGCCGGUGCGCCGCGGACUCGGGCGCCUCGGGCCAGGGAGCGCGGAGGAGCCAUGGCCACCACUAACGGGGCCGUGGAAAACGGGCAGCCGGACAGGAAGCCUCCAGCCCUGCCGCGCCCCAUCCGCAACCUGGAGGUCAAGUUCACCAAGAUAUUUAUCAACAAUGAAUGGCACGAAUCCAAGAGUGGAAAAAAGUUUGCCACAUAUAACCCUUCAACUCUGGAGAAAAUAUGUGAAGUGGAAGAAGGAGAUAAGCCCGACGUGGACAAGGCUGUGGAGGCCGCACAGGCCGCCUUCCAGAGAGGCUCGCCGUGGCGCCGGCUGGAUGCCCUGAGUCGCGGGCGGCUGCUGCACCAGCUGGCUGACCUGGUGGAGAGGGACCGCGCCACCCUGGCCGCCCUGGAGACGAUGGAUACUGGGAAGCCGUUUCUCCAUGCCUUUUUCAUCGACCUGGAGGGCUGUAUUAGAACCCUCAGAUACUUUGCAGGGUGGGCAGACAAAAUCCAGGGCAAGACCAUCCCCACAGAUGACAACGUCGUGUGCUUCACCAGGCAUGAGCCCAUUGGUGUCUGUGGGGCCAUCACUCCGUGGAACUUCCCCCUGCUGAUGCUGGUGUGGAAGAUGGCACCCGCCCUCUGCUGUGGGAACACCAUGGUCCUGAAGCCCGCGGAGCAGACACCCCUCACUGCCCUUUAUCUCGGCUCUCUGAUCAAAGAGGUCGGGUUCCCCCCAGGAGUGGUGAACAUUGUGCCAGGAUUCGGGCCCACAGUGGGAGCAGCAAUUUCUUCUCACCCUCAGAUCAACAAGAUCGCCUUCACCGGGUCCACAGAGGUUGGAAAGCUGGUUAAAGAAGCCGCCUCCCGGAGCAAUCUGAAGCGGGUGACGCUGGAGCUGGGGGGGAAGAACCCCUGCAUCGUGUGCGCUGACGCUGACUUGGACUUGGCAGUGGAGUGUGCCCAUCAGGGAGUGUUCUUCAACCAGGGCCAGUGCUGCACAGCCGCCUCGAGGGUGUUCGUGGAGGAGCAGGUCUACGCCGAGUUUGUCAGGCGGAGCGUGGAGUACGCCCGGAAACGGCCUGUAGGAGACCCCUUCGAUGUCAAAACAGAGCAGGGGCCUCAGAUUGAUCAGAAGCAGUUCGACAAAAUCCUAGAACUGAUCGAGAGUGGGAAGAAGGAAGGGGCCAAGCUGGAAUGCGGGGGCUCGGCCGUGGAAGACAGGGGACUCUUCAUCAAACCCACUGUCUUCUCAGAAGUCACGGACAACAUGCGGAUUGCCAAAGAGGAGAUUUUCGGGCCAGUGCAACCAAUACUGAAGUUCAGAAGUAUCGAAGAAGUGAUACAAAGAGCAAAUAGCACUGACUAUGGACUCACAGCAGCCGUGUUCACAAAGAACCUUGACAAAGCCCUGACGCUGGCUUCUGCCUUAGAGUCUGGAACAGUCUGGAUCAACUGCUACAACGCUCUCUAUGCACAGGCUCCAUUUGGUGGCUUUAAAAUGUCAGGAAAUGGCAGAGAACUAGGUGAAUAUGCCUUGGCCGAAUACACAGAAGUGAAAACUGUCACCAUCAAACUUGGCAACAAGAACCCCUGAAGGAAAGGCGGGGCUCCUUCCUCAAACAUCGGACAGCAGAAUGUGGCAGAUGAAAUGUGCUGGAGAAAAAAUGAGAUUUCUGACUUUCCCAGGACACUUUCUUCUGGAGGCUUUAUGUCUACUGGAGUUGAAUAUUGCUGUUUUCCUCUCACUCGCGUGUUCGUUGACCAAACUGGGGAUGCCCUUAUGUUGUGUGUGAAAUCGCAGUCCCGCCUGAGGAGGGAGCUGUUGACCAUUUCUGUUUUUAACCUUAAGCCCAGAUCCCAGAGACAGUGAGAAACUCAGGGCGUUGUUAACAGGGAGUGGUAUUUGAAGUGCCAGCAGUUGCUUAAAAUGCUUCGGCAAAUCUAACUCCAGUAAGAGUGUGGGAAAAACGCCCUGCGUGUUCUGAAAGCAGGGCUGUUGCACCUGUGGUCUCCUCAGGGUGGACCCGCUCAAAGAGCAAGCCACACCUCUUUCCGAGGGAAAGGUGGGACCAUCCUAUGGGAAAGGAUUCACACUAAGUUUGUUUGUGUGUGUGUGGUUUUUUUUUUUUUUUUUGGAUUUCACAGUGGGAAACUUUUGGGAAAUGCAUACCAUGGAAGGGUGCCAGAGGCUUUGGGCAUGCACGGUGUGGGUCUUUGUGGACCUCGACCGUGAGCUGCAGCUUCAAAGUAAUACAGCCUUUGGAAUAUGACAGGAUCAGUGGCCCAGAGAGCUUAGUCAAAACGAUAUCAUGGUCUACCUUAACCAAGGCACUUUCUUAAGCAGAAAAUAUUGUUCAUAUUACCUUUGCUGCUAAAGAUUCAAUCUUUUAACACCACAACAGCAUAGCAAAUCCUAGGAUGGUUAACCACCCCCUCAUUUGACAAAUCAGAGUUGUAAUUCGCUUUAACAAAUGAUGCAUUUUUAUCAUAUUGACUAAUGGUUUAUGAGAAGUCUAUGUAAUUUCCCUUUGCUCUAGUCCUGUCAUCCACUGUACAUUGGUGAAGCAUACACAACUGGAAAGACUGCUGUGAUAACACAGCCUUGUUAUUUUUAAGUCCUAUUUUGACAUUAAUUUCUGAUUAGUUAGUAAAUAACGCCUGGAUUCCAUGGAGGACCUGGGUCUUUAUCCAAGUGGCCUGAGGAUUUCACUGGCAGGUUGUGAAUUUUUCCUCUUCAGGUGACGUGCAAUUUCAUGUUUUUACUUGGGAAACCGAAUGUGUUCCCGUAUAGCUUUAAAAACAAAAACACAAACGUAUUAUUCAGAUACUUUUAUGGUUACUAACUAGUACUUUUCUAAUUGGAAAAGUGGUGCUUGAGUUUGCAAACUAAGUUGGAGAGGGCAAUGAUAUAAUGAAGCCCCGUAGCGGAGCCAGUGUGUGUGUAAGGAAAACCAUGAACAAAAUGGGAUAUGAAUCACCGCAUUUACCUUCUCUUUAUCAGUGAACACUUAUCACUUACACUACCAAUAACUUGUUCAAUCAGGAUUUGACUUCAUACACUGAAUUUUCAGUAUUUAAUCUCAAGUAGCUAUAGACACUAACCUUGAUAGCAAUACGUUAGAGGGUUCCUAUUCUUUCAUUGUACAAUAAUGUCUUUAAUAUGAAAUGCUACAUUAUUUAUAAUUGGUAUAGUUAAUGUAUCUUUUUAUAGUUGUAAGUACACAGAGGUGGUAUAUUUAACCUUCUGUAAUAUACUGUAUUUAGAAAUGAAAAUCUAUAUAGUGUUAGGUUUCCCUUCUUUUAAGGUUUACCCCUGUGGUGUGGUUUAAAAAUCUAUGGGCCUGGGAACUCUGAUCCUAAGUGCAGACCGUGUUCUACAAUGUGAGAAUGAAUAAAAUUGAGUAUUUGCGGAA